UCCUGUAAACGUCAUGACGAAAGCGAUAACCAUCAACCAAUCCCAUAUAUCGCUUCUGCGCAUGCCUCUUGCGCUAUUCUGCGCUUCUUGAGCCAUCAACAAAGAUGGCGGCGCCGGUACGGUUCUGGAAGCCGGGUACUGAAGGCCCAGGCGCCAACAUUGCUGAAGAGAGGCAGAGUAAUUCUGAGGUCUCCUCUGUCAUCUAUAACCCACACACCUCUCUCUCCAUAGAGCAUCAGAGGCAGAAACUGCCUGUGUUUAAGCUGAGAAAUCACAUCCUGUACCUGGUGGAGAAUUACCAGACUGUGGUGAUUAUUGGAGAGACGGGAUGUGGGAAAAGCACCCAAAUCCCACAGUAUCUGACAGAGGCCGGAUGGACGGCAGAAGGACGAGUAGUGGGGGUUACCCAACCACGAAGGGUAGCAGCAGUUUCAGUAGCAGGACGUGUGGCAGAGGAGCGCGGAGCUGUGCUUGGGCAUGAGGUUGGCUAUUGCAUACGCUUUGAUGACUGUACCGAUCCACAAGCCACGCGUAUCAAGUUUCUGACAGAUGGGAUGCUUGUUAGAGAAAUGAUGUCUGACCCUCUGCUUACUCGAUACAGCGUGCUCAUUUUAGAUGAAGCCCAUGAACGGACUCUCUACACAGACAUUGCUAUUGGCUUGCUCAAGAAGGUUCAGAAGAAGAGAGGGGACCUUCGCCUUGUGGUAGCAUCUGCAACACUUGAUGCAGAGAAAUUUAAGGCGUUCUUUAACCAGAAUGACACCAGUGAUCCCAGCAGGGACACAUGUGCUAUCCUUACGGUAGAGGGGAGGACGUUUCCUGUGGACAUUUUCUACACACAGAGCCCUGUUCCAGAUUACCUGAAGUCUACAGUGCAAACGGUGAUGAAGAUCCACCAGAGUGACCUUGACGGUGACAUUCUGGCCUUCCUAACUGGCCAAGAGGAAGUGGAGAGUGUGGUGUCCAUGCUUGUAGAACAGGCCCGCAUCCUCUCUCGUACUGGCAUGAAGAAGCACCUGCGUGUGCUUCCCAUGUAUGCAGGACUCCCAACUUCUGAGCAAAUGAAGGUGUUUGAGAGGGUCUCCCACAGUGCCAGGAAGGUGGUGGUUGCAACGAACAUUGCAGAGACUUCCAUUACUAUAAACGGGAUCUCCUUUGUGAUAGACUGUGGUUUUGUCAAGUUGCGAGCAUACGACCCCAAACGUGCUGUGGAGUCUUUGGUGGUAGUUCCUGUAUCACAGGCUUCAGCCAAUCAGAGAGCGGGACGAAGUGGCAGGAACCGUUCUGGGCAGUGCUAUCGGCUGUACACAGAGGAAGAUUUUCUAAAGCUGCCUCCUUCCACGGUACCAGAGAUGCAGAGAAGCAACCUUGCUCCUGUCAUAUUGCAACUUAAAGCACUUGGCAUAGACAAUGUGCUUCGUUUCCACUUCCUUUCGCCUCCACCCGCACAGUCGAUGGUUCAGGCCUUGGAGCUCUUGUAUGCAUUAGGAGGGCUAGACAAGCAUUGCCGACUAACCGAGCCUCUAGGGGUGCGUAUGGCUGAAUUUCCUCUUAACCCAAUGUUUGCCAAGAUGCUGCUUGAGUCUGGGAAUUUUGGUUGUUCAGCUGAGAUCCUAAGCAUUGCCGCAAUGAUGCAGAUUCAAAAUGUCUUUAUCGUCCCACCAAACCAGAAAUCGCAAGCGAUACGAGAACACCGGAAAUUUGCAGUGGAGGAAGGCGAUCAUCUUACCAUGCUAAACGUGUAUGAAGCUUUCAUCAAAUUUAACAAGAGCUCUCACUGGUGUCAGCAGCAUUUCCUGAACUACAAGGGGCUCAUGAGAGCAGUUACUGUCAGGGAGCAGCUGAAGAAACUUCUGAGCAAGUUCAAAGUUCCCAAGAAUUCCAGUGAAGGGGAUCCGGACCCCAUCCUGCGCUGCAUUGUAGCUGGGUUCUUUGCUAAUGCUGCUAAGCUCCAUUCCACUGGAGUCUACAGGACAGUGCGAGAUGGGCAUGAACUGCACAUUCACCCCACGUCGGUGCUGUACGCAGAGAAGCCUCCAAACUGGGUACUCUUCAGUGAGGUGGUUCAGACCAAUAAAUAUUACAUACGAGAUGUGACAGCUGUUGAGUCAGCAUGGCUUUUGGAACUGGCACCGCACUUCUACCAGCAUGGGACGCACCUCUCACAUACUUCUAAACGGGCCAAAAUAGACAAUUUGUGAGCUCCCCUUCCCCUUUGCACAGUCCUGCUGAUAAAGAGGCCGCCAACAACCACUGACAUCUUCUCAUCUUGGCUCUUCUAUGGAACUGCCCUUUGCCAAAACUUCCUCCAGUAAGAAGGAUGCUUCGUAACCUUCACCGCUCUGCAGGAUGGUUUCUUUCUGAGUCCAGCAAAAGUCAUAAACGUUCUUGUACCUGAACUCUACACGUCGGUGACAUUGUGCCCACCUGCACUCCUAGGCACAUCAAAGCUUCUAUAUACAGUAUAUAAAUAUGUGUGUAUAACAGAAAGCACUUUUAUUUUUUUAAGUUGUAAAUGAUGAACGAAAGUGGACACGGCCACAUGAAUGAUACCGGUAUAACACUAUCUCACCACUUUAGUGCCGUAACUGUGUCUGCUUGGCACGGUUACACCAUCUUUGCUAUGCACUUCUGAUGCUUGUGUCACCAUCUGCCCAUUGUGUAUCCUGUAUCUUACACCCUGUUUCAGCUAUUCCGUAUAAGGUUGACAUGCAGACCCCUUAUGGAUUGCCCUUUUCUGCCUAGUAAUGUGUAGGCGUAGCACAGAUACAGCUUUUUCACCCCAUAUGGGCACAAUGCCAGCCUUUAGUAGAACUAGCUUUAGGGCAAGGGAAAAAGGGCUUUUACAGAGGGCCUCUCAGCCAGAAAGUGUACUUGGUAAAAUUACAAUUUGCUUUUAAUAUUUGUAUCUGGAAUUUACAAUCUGUGGAAUGCUGCUGAGAGUUGGAUUUUAACAUGGGUAGACUCAGAUUUAGGAAACUCUUUCUAGGGCCCCUUUUCCCUAAUUCCGGCCCUAUAGCCUUUAAAAGACCAUUACUGUGUAUUAUAGCCCAGACCUAUCUUGUUCUUGUAAAUAACUGUACAUCAUCAGAGCGAUCUAAUAAACACAUAGGUAUCUCUUGUGUGUGCGAGGUUCUUGGUCUCAAGGCAUGCAAAGGACAUAAUGUAAUAAAAAUGACAAGAGUUUGCACCAGCUCUUGUAAUCCAUAACAACUAAUAAGUAGGUCGUCUUUUUUUGUUGCUAGAGCUGUAAAGAAAAAUAUCCUUUUACAGAUAAGCUUUUAAUAUCCCGUGAUUUAAAAAUAACAUCCAUGUACCUCUGGGCAGUUCAUAGUGUGUUUGCUGUAUGGUUCUGUGCUUGCCUUCAUACCCAAACAUGUGCUUAUUGAUCUUUUUAAGGGUAAUACUACAUGGACAUUUUUGGCGCAAUCCGACACGCGGCAAAGAAACGCCGGUGUCAAAUUGCAUGCGAUGGAAAUAAGGUAAGUAAUGGAAAUGUCGGAUGAAGUCGCAGAUGUUGAUCCAACGCAACACGGCUGUAGGAUGCAGACGCUGUUGCGUUAGAUCAACGCUGCAACACCAUGCGACAAUGCAUUCACUUACCUUAUGUCCGCCAUAUGCGAUUUGACGCCAGCGUUUUGUUGCAGUGUGUCUGAUCGUGCUGAAAACUUCCAUGUAGUCCUACCCUUAGUCUCUUAAACUCCCCUAUUACUUUGUUCCAUUCGAGACAGAGACCAGUGCUAAGCACAGGAUUAAUAGCUAUUGAUGAAUAAAAUUCCACAUGUUGUAAUGUGCUGGAACCUUUUGUACCACAUCAUAAUGCAAAUGUACAUGCCGUUAGCUGUAGUUAUAGGGGACACAUACUUACCAGUAUAACUUAAUAUAGCAUAAUACUGCCUCGGGUAUUCUUCUGAGCUCUUCUGUAAUUUAUUUAUUUUACAUUUCAUGAUAUUGGCUAUUUUACACUGCUAGUAUCAUGAAUGUGAAACAGGACGGUCUCCUGCUGUGUCCAUACAGAACGGCAAAUGCCUAAACAGUUGGCAGUGGCUCAUUCAGCUGGGGUUAUGGAAAAAACGGGCAACCAUUUUU
Messenger RNA from Xenopus laevis (African clawed frog), 4089 nucleotides. RefSeq names its product DEAH-box helicase 35 S homeolog (gene dhx35.S). The record is from RefSeq and is a predicted model, not a curated record. Gene Ontology annotation, molecular function: helicase activity; hydrolase activity; ATP binding. The coding region runs from base 105 to 2201 and encodes 698 amino acids. Gene Ontology annotation, cellular component: catalytic step 2 spliceosome. Gene Ontology annotation, biological process: antiviral innate immune response. NCBI's taxonomy places the organism in Eukaryota, Metazoa, Chordata, Amphibia, Anura, Pipidae. The transcript has 22 exons.